Opisthorchis viverrini is the source of this 189-nucleotide messenger RNA. RefSeq lists its product as hypothetical. The transcript is spliced from 2 exons. The annotation marks the transcript as partial. The record is from RefSeq and is a predicted model, not a curated record. NCBI's taxonomy places the organism in Eukaryota, Metazoa, Platyhelminthes, Trematoda, Opisthorchiida, Opisthorchiidae.
AUGCAGCCGCUGCCAUGCUACCCGAAGGGCUUGGAUACUGCCAGGUUGCUCAAGUCUAGACAGGGGAAGUCAAGAGGACCACGGACCUUGCGAUCAGUAAAUUCGCGCCCUAACCACUUGAACCAUCUCGCCCCACCCUCACAAAGAAGCCAGUCAAUCUUAUUUUGGAAUUGCACGGCUGUACUAAAG